AUGUCUGAAGAAAAACAAACGAACGAUCAUCAAAAUGAUAAAGAACUUGCCGAUCUACUUGAUAGUUCAUUGAAAGACUUUGGAAAAACGCGUACCACCGAUGAUGAAUUGGAUGAAAUGAUGGCCUCACACGAUCAAGAAGCUGCCAAGCGAGCAGCUUCCGAUUUUCAGAUGAUGCUACAACAAAUGAUGUCAGUUCAAGAAGAGGCGAUGAAAGCUCAAGGGGAAGGCGAGGUUGACGGAGCGUCACAAGAGAUGCCAGAAGAUGCGCGAAUGUUUUUCAACGCAAUGGAGCAACUGAUUGAACGAAGUGGUGCUGUGGCGAACGCCCAAAAUACUCAAGAAAUGGUCGAGGGCCUUGAGGCCCUUCGUGGACCCGAUUCCGAGCUUGAGCCUUUUAUGGCCAUGUUGAUGCAGACUCUUGCUUCUAAAGAAGUCAUGUAUCCGUCAUUGAAAGAAAUCUUCGAUGCGUAUCCAAAAUACUUUGAGGAGCACAGCGCUGAGAUUGAUGCGCCAACAAAAGAGCGCUAUGAGAAACAACGUGAAAUUCUCGGCCGGAUAUGCGAAGAGUUCGAGAAAGAGCCGAAUUCGUCGGGCGCUGAUGAAGCAGAGGCAGCUGAUAAACCCGAUCAACCUGCUCACACCGACGAACACAUUGAAGGGGAAAAGGGCUUCGAAGAAAUUGGAAAACUCUUGAUUGAGUUACAAGCUUUGGGAUAUCCACCAAAAGAGCUUGUUGGAACUUUGCCGCCUGGAUGGGCCACCGAUGACACGGGAAUGCCAAAGGUUGAAGAUAUGAACCAAGCGGCUGGCGCGUGCAACUUGAUG
Molecule: messenger RNA, 828 nt
Organism: Mesorhabditis belari
Lineage: Eukaryota; Metazoa; Nematoda; Chromadorea; Rhabditida; Rhabditidae
Source: the annotation of a GenBank genome assembly